AUGCAGGAUAUUACUGCUGCUUAUUCCAACACGCAUGGAAAACCAGUUCAGCAAGUGCUUCUGCUAACAGCACAAGUUAUUGCUUUGGAUAGAUAUGGAAAUCCGCAUACAUGUCGAGCUCUCUUGGAUAGUGGCUCGCAAAUCAACUUCAUCUCAGAGUCAAUGCUUGAUAGGCUACGAGUGCCGAAAGAAAAGACAAAUAUAUUAGUCAACGGAGUUAGCAAUAUCAAAUCCAAAGUACAACAUAAGGCAUGCGUUCAAGUAUGCUCUAAAUAUAGCAACUUCAAAUUCAAUUUGGAUUGCUUGGUUACUCGUGAAGUCACUGGUAUUCUACCAGCUUACGAGAUCGAUGUAGCUUCGUGGAAUAUUCCGUCAGGAACACAAUUGGCUGAUUCUUCAUUCUACAAACCUGGACAAAUAGAUUUACUGAUCGGAAUGGAGUGGUUCGAUGAUCUAAUUAAAUCCGAUCGAGUAAAACUUUUCAAGAAUUCGCCAACGUUAAUUGACUCGCAAUUGGGAUGGCUAAUUGGUGGAAAAGUUAAUAGCGAAUCUGUAUCUGGUUCUAUUUUUCAGUCACAUACAGUAACAUUAUCAACAAAGCAAUUAAGUCAACAGAUUCAUUAUUUUGAGAAUUUGGAAAACGUGGUCACUAAGCAAUAUGUGCCAAUCAAGACUGAUGAGUGCAAGGCUUACUCUCAGUCAACAUUUUGUCCCAAUUCAAGAAAGUUUAACAUAAUGGUGUCCAAGCUGGGCAAGCAGCCAGAAGUUAAUCGACAGUAUGAUAAAUUCAGGGAAAAGUAUGUACUUUUGGAACACUGCAAUGAGAUAAAUUUGAAACCAGAUGCUAGUGGUAUUUUAAAAUGGCAACAUUUGAUGCAAAACUUCAAAUUCGAAGAGAAGAAUGAUAAACAGUUUGGAACUUGUUUUAUGUAUAAUGAGGAUACGCUACAAGUGACACACAAGUAA
Toxorhynchites rutilus septentrionalis is the source of this 966-nucleotide messenger RNA. RefSeq lists its product as uncharacterized. The coding region runs from base 1 to 966 and encodes 321 amino acids. The record is from RefSeq and is a predicted model, not a curated record. Lineage: Eukaryota; Metazoa; Arthropoda; Insecta; Diptera; Culicidae. The transcript has a single exon.